Messenger RNA from Colossoma macropomum (tambaqui), 3096 nucleotides. RefSeq names its product tripartite motif-containing protein 16-like. The transcript has 6 exons. Gene Ontology annotation, molecular function: protein binding; zinc ion binding. NCBI's taxonomy places the organism in Eukaryota, Metazoa, Chordata, Actinopteri, Characiformes, Serrasalmidae. The coding region runs from base 62 to 1765 and encodes 567 amino acids. The record is from RefSeq and is a predicted model, not a curated record.
UCAUUUCAGAGAAAGUGAAACUGAUAGUGCCGCGUCGCUCUCAGUGUGUGAGCGAGGCAAGAUGGCAGAAGCCAGUAUUUCAAUAGAUCAGGAACAUUUCACCUGCUGCGUCUGUCUGCAGCUGCUGAAGGAUCCGGUGACCACUCCGUGCGGACACAGCUUCUGUAUGGUGUGUGUUAAUGACUUCUGGGACAGUGAAAGAGUCUACAGCUGCCCUCAGUGCAGAGAGUCUUUCACCCCAAGACCCGUACUGCGGAGGAACAACAUACUGGCUGAGGUGGUGAAGACGCUGCAGGAGAGCAGAGCUCAGGACUCUCUCUCAGACUGCGUGGACUUCUCUCCCUCUGAAGUUCAGGACGUGGAGUGCGACUCCUGCGUGGGUGAGAAAAAGAAGGCCGUGAAGUCUUGUCUAACCUGCCUGGCCUCCUACUGUGACACUCACCUUCAGCCCCACCACGAAUCUGCUGCAUUCAGGAAACACAAGCUUGUGUCGGCCUUCAGAAACCUGCAGGAGAAGACCUGCGGGCAGCACGACAAGCUGCUGGAGGUUUUCUGCCGCACUGAUAAGAGAGUUAUUUGCUCUCUGUGUUUGCUGGACAAACACAAAGGCCAUAACACAGUCUCUGUACAGGAGGAAUGGAUGGUGAAAAAGAAGCAGUUUGAAGAUUUAGAGAGGAAAUACCAGAACCGACUUGAAAAGAGAGAGACAAUCCUGCUGGAGCUGAAGAAACUGAUGGAGUCAUUUAAGAGCUCUGCCCAGGCAGCAGUGGAGGACAGUGAGAGGAUCUUCACUGAGCUCAUCCUGUCCGUGGAGAAAAAGCGAUCUGAGGCAACGGAGCUGAUCAGAGCUCGUGAAAAAGCUGAACUGGACAAAGCCGUGGGAUUCGUGGAGCAGCUGGAGCAGGAGAUUGUAGAACUUAACAGAAAACAAACUGAUCUUCAGCAGCUUUCUAACUCAAAGGAUUACAUCCAAUUACUGCAGAGAUCUCAAAUUCUCUGUGCUGACCUGGAAACCAGUGAUGCUGUUAAGAUAGCGCUCAAUCAACAGCCAGCAUUUGAGAAUUUCAAGACAUCUGUAUUGCAGCUGAAGGAGCAACUGGAAAGCUUUUGCACAGAAGAAUGGAAGAAAAUUUCUGAAAAUGUGAACGACCAGCUAAUUUCAGAACCUGAAGCAGAAACCAGAGAGGAUUUCCUCAAAUAUGCCCGUGAGCUGACUCUGGAUCCCAACACAGUAAAUUAUAAUCUCCUGCUGCGUGAGUGUAACACGAAGGUGAUUUGUAAUAAUGAGCGUCAUCCCUACCCUGAACAUCCUGAGAGAUUCACCUAUUGGCAUCAGGUGCUCUGUAAGCAGAGUGUGUCCCUGCGCAGUUACUGGGAGGCUGAGGUGGGCGGAGAAAAUGGAGUUUCCAUUGCAGUGACUUCUAAAGCAAUCAAAAGAAAAGGGUCUGAAGUGGAGAGCAGGUUUGGGCAUAAUAGCGAGUCCUGCAGAUUAGUCUGCUAUCCUAUGAAAUACAGUUUCUGGCACAAUGAUAAACAGAUUGAUAUCCCAGGCCCGACAUACAAAAGAAUUGGCGUCUAUCUUGAUGAAAAGACAGGAACUUUAUCCUUCUAUGGUGUUUCCAAUGAAAUGACCCUCAUUCAUAAAGUCGCAGUCAAGUUCACUCAGCCCCUGUAUGCUGGGUUUGGGAUAGGUUCUGGAUCAUAUGCAAAGUUUUGCCUUUAUGCCACAAGUGGUGCCGCUGGUGAGACCUCAAAGCAGAAAUGAGACGCUGUCCUGGCUGAAAUGAGUGGUGGUGAUGCAUUUGGAAACAUUAUAGGACUGUGAUUAUCUGCACAAAAGGCUUUUUGACCCAUAAUUUAGAGUCUCCGAGCAAAGAUAAGGUUUUACUGAGCACAUGAAAAAGCAUUUAACUUGCGUAUUUUGUUCCCAUGGGUCUGAAGAUAACUGCAGGAAUCUGAUUAUGAUUGGAUUUUUAAGUUCAUGUAAACACACUUAUUGUGUCGAACCUCAGCAGAGUCAGUAACACUUCUCUGGGUGAGCAGAGACGCCUUCAACGCCAGCUUGAGUCGUUUGUUCAUCAGCGCAGCAGUGCACACUCAGCUUCGUCACUCGCUAUCAGCUGGUACUGGAUGUUGGUGUGGUGAAUUUUUAUGAGUACGAGUAAAUGAACACGGUAUUAGCCCAACACCCGACACCAGCAUCCCUAGUGCUAACAUUCCUGAUUAAAACAGUUUGAAAAGAUAAACAUUAAUGAAAUUUUACACGUGCCGUUCCUUCUUUUGUUUCAGUGAAGUUUGCAGAACGACCUCAUGGAAAAGACCUCAGCAUGUACCGUUGCUCUGACUAGCUCCAGUGUUAGCUUUAGCAUUAGCUUAUCUGAAGUGGUAGCUAAAACCUCUUUCUUAUUAGACUUGAAAACCUACCACCUUUACAUUGAGUGGUAAUUUCCUUGCUUUGAUUAAUGUAAACAUGGUUUCCAGAAUCCCUUUUUUGUCAGCUCUCAAACAUGUAUGUCUGCACUGAACAUGGAAGGACCAUUUAUUUUGGAAAAAUGUUUCACAUCUACUUCUUUGUUUGCUUCUCACUUUUCCUUUUUAGUGCUGAACGUUUCAGUCUGUUAGCACAAGCGUUAUGAAUGAUAAUAGGUAGCCUGUACUGGAAGUUUGUUGGCCAUAGCAAGCGUAACUAAGGGAGGCAGGACUUUCUCAGAAUUUAGUAAGCGGUGUGUGAAAUGCUGUUUAGAAGAGUAUCAUUUCCUACCUUGGUUUAAUGUGUAAACAUAAAUCAAAGUAACUCCAGUUACUGGAGGAGUUCUUUAACAUGUGAAGGCCUAAUUUGGAUCAUUAUCUUCAUACAACUGAGAGAAUAUAAAUAAAAGUUGAUUAAAACACCAUAAUGCCUUCUUGGUACUUUGUAAAGACUGAUUCUACCACUGUUACAAUGUGGUUAUAGUUAUGUGAACAGAUAAUUAAUUGGUUUUAGUUAGUGGAUUAGCUGUUUAGGAUAGAACAGCAUUUUAAUUUCAUUAUCUUUUUGGUGGGAUCUGUCUCAUUAAUGAGUAAUGCUCCAUGUAAUAAAAUGUGACUUUGGCCCUA